UGAGGGUUGGUGAGGGUACGUGAGGGCCCGAAGCUUUAUCAACUUCAUUGUAAACUCACCUCUGAGUUGUAAGAAGUGUACAUGCGAGAAAUCAGAUAUAGAUCAUAGCCCUCUGGUGGUGACAUUGGAAGAUGAUACCAUGAAUUUUGUUCAGUACGCUUCUCAUCUAAAGUAUGUCUGUGACAAGGCUCUAGUCCGAGAGCCGUCAGCUGUUGUGUCAAGUGAACGUCCUUAACCAACAAAAUAAGUGAAACUUAUCAAUAGUGCAUAACCGUAAUAGUAACCUUGUUAUUUGUUACUGAAAGUGUUGUAGGACUUCUCAGCGUUUGUUGACAAAAACGAGAUCAAUUCUUCUUGCAUCUGUGACACAAAGAAUGAGACUGUAGUGAACCCGAAUAUCUCUCAGGAUGUUCAAAGAAAAUGAUAGCAGUUCAGGAGGCUGCAGUGGUACGGCUCCUAGACCUCGUAGAAUAUUACCACGAUUUUCUCUUCGCCGAUUAUUGUACUCGAGUCCUCUUAUUGGUCGGCGAAUUAUGAGGACCCCUAGUUCAAGUAACAGGAAUACUAAAGCUAAAGAUCUGACUGGUAGCAAAACUGCGGAUGUUGAAAAAGGAGAAGCCAGAGUAAGUAAUGGUUCGAGCCAUUUACAAUUUCAGAACAUAGAUCUACAACGUGCUUCCAGCAAAGGCUCUGUACUUUCUUCUGCCGGAAAGAGUAAUGAAAAUGGAAUGGUGGAUUGUCCUUUGUGUUUGGCCGAAUUCCCAAUGGACUUCUUUCCUGUGGUACAGUCUUGCCAUCAUCGUAGUUGUUAUGACUGCUUUCAACAAUAUCUUAAAGUUGAAAUUUCAGAAUCUAGGGUUAAUAUAGCAUGCCCUGAAUGUUCAGAACCAUUACAUCCGAAUGAUAUCCGAAUGAUUUUGAACGACCAAACACAGUUGGAAAAGUACGAAGAUUUUAUGGUACGAAGAGUACUUGCGGUAGAAUCUGAUGCAAGAUGGUGUCCUGCACCAGAUUGUAGCUUCGCGGUUAUUGCCAGUGGUUGCGCUUCAUGUCCAAAAUUGCGUUGCGAACGGCCAGGAUGCGAUUCAUACUUCUGUUACCACUGCAAAGCUCGAUGGCAUCCUAAUCAAACGUGCGAUGCUGCCAGAGCUCAACGGACUCAGUACUACGAACGUAGUUCGUCUCUUAGUUUCAGUCAGAGCGAUUCACAACACAGAGAUGACAUCAAGCCUUGUCCAAGAUGUCAGGUCUUCAUUGGUAAAAUGGACGAUGGAAGUUGCAAUCACAUGAUUUGUGCUGUUUGCGGUGCAGAAUUUUGUUGGUUGUGCAUGAAAGAGAUUAGCGAUCUUCAUUACUUAAGUCCGUCUGGCUGUACCUUUUGGGGAAAGAAACCAUGGUCUAGAAAGAAGAAGAUACUUUGGCAACUUGGGACCUUAGUUGGAGCCCCGGUCGGAAUUGGUUUGGCUGCUGGUAUAGCUAUACCUGCUAUGAUUAUAGGUAUACCGGUAUGGGUGGGAAAGGAAUUGUACACAAGGUACGAGAAAGCUAACAAACAUAAGAGGAAUGCCUUCAUCGUCGGUGGCGUAACUGCAUCCGUGUUAGUGUCGCCAAUACUAGCAGGACUGGCGGUGGGUAUCGGCGUGCCCGUUUUAUUAUUUUACGUUUAUGGGGUGGUCCCAGUUUCUCUUUGUCGAAGUGGGGGUUGUGGUGUUUCCACAAAUGGCACGGGUGUUCGAUUUGAUUUCGAUGACGAGAACGAACUGAUGGGCUCUUUGGGUGCCCGCAACGGUGGAGAUGCAGCGUCGAUAGACGUCGCGAGUCACCGUGGCGGUAAUCCUUCGAUAGGGGAAGCAUCGCUUUCGCUCUAUGGAAGCCAGUUGGAAAAGCUGGGUCGAGAAAAUGAUCGUGAGAGCGCCAGCAAUGUAGCUCUUGCUGGCACCAGUCUUGCCGGAAGUAUAGCUUCCAGUGUUCUUCCGGGUGGUCAGAGAUUGGAGGUUCAAGCGGACGUGACGUCUACACAACGAUUCAGCUUGUGCAGCGAAACCGUGUCUGUUACGACCAGUUUGUCAGAAAAGUCGGUGAACGCAUCUAUUGCUUUGGAUGAUGGAACGGCAUCCACAAAAGCCUUGGCGGGUUCUGUUCAAAAUUUUAAGCUUAAGAAUGAAUUGGGUCCAAAGGCGUCGACGGAACCUCAAGAAAAUCGAACAUUCGCGCAGCUUUGCGUUCCUUCAAGCGCUGGACGACGUAAGCGCAAUAAGGAGACGGAACCGGAAACAGAUGCUCAAAAACCUUCGAAAAAUGGUAACAGUGAUUCGAAGGUUGACUCGUCAGCGGACGACAACGUAUCGCGGGAACGAGUCAACGUUGCCACGUUAAGGAGUGUAUUCCUCUAUAGCUCGACUGUAACCGCGGAUCGCGAGAAGCGAUUAUCAGUGAUAGAAGAACCGUCUCCUGCAGGAGCACAGAAUAAAGCUGCUCGUGUAUCAUCUUCCGACGAGGGCUGCAAAGCUAGUAACGCGGAAGAGGAUGUACCCUCUUAAAAAAUGGAAAGACUGAUUGUUUCUCUAAUAACGAUGUACACGCAUCUUUUAAAUACGGGACGUGUAGAUACGUAUUUACAUAUGUGUGUAUAUAUGUAUUUAAGUGUACACCGUGUGCGUACUCUGAGCUUACUGUAUAUUAGAGUUCUGCAACGGGCGGGUUAUGGUUUAACCAGCCACCCGUUCACCCAAUGGAUGGACUAAGCGAUUAGAGCGUGUAUCGUUCAUGUAUCGAUCAGGAUAAAUUAGUAGUCGCUCCAGCACUGCAACGGGCGGGUGUACCAUAGUUUAGCCCACAACCUGCCAAUCAUGCAUUUACACGAGACUCAUCUGGUCGAUUGUCACUUUCCUCGACCAUACCUAUGCCUUUUGUCUUUACUUAUAGUAGACUCGCCCGGCGCGUAUAGUCGCGUGCAAAAAUUUUCAGAUAGUUCUUCUUCUAAUUUUUAAUUAGAGAUGGCAAACAAGAAUGAGUUUAACGAAACAUUUAACGGAAGUAACUGUCUGGAAAUUUCUACACGCCACGGUUAGUAUAACACAACGGAGAUUUCGAAAGUUCGUAGAUGUCGCUCAAAAUUGACCCUGGUUAUUGAUAGAUACUGGCGGGUACAAAUCUGGUAACGGACUACAUUUGCAGAACUCUAUUAUAUUUAUGCAUACCGUGUAUAAACGUACUUUGAGUGCAAUAGAGGGAACAAGUUAAAAUUAACUUUGCGAAGCAAAGUAUAUCGAAGUAAACAGUAUAUGCAUUCAUAUUUCCAAAAUGUGUGCGCGUAGAGAAUAUUUGACACUCGCAUACGCUAAAAGGCCUCAAGUUUGUUAUAAACAGUUGACAUAAAUUUAACAUGAAUCAUUUUCAUCUUAUGACAGCACCUUCUGAAGUGAGAAUGAAAAUCGUUGUAACGCGUGUAGGUUAUGUUCUUGUAUACAAACGCAGUGUUAGUAAAUCCCAACUUCGACAAAAAAUGACAUCGUUGUCGCGUGGUAUAACACAGAGUGAUUAUAUGAAAAGUUGAACAGAAAGUAUUGACAACUUCGUGGAGUCUUUAUAAUGUUGCAUUUUACAUCAAAUAACAAUUAUUAUUUCCUAUGGAUAACGUACUCGUCAAUUCGUCAAUCAUGUCUCCAGGUGUACAAGUAUUAUAAGUCUUUGUAUAUGAACAAAUUUUCUAAAUGUUGUCCCUCGAUGUAUGAAAAUAUACAUAAUAUAUGAAAUACAUCUCUAAAGGCAAUGAGUAUGCCUUUACAUUGAAUGUAUAGUGUUUUAGGAGAAAAAUUUAACAUUACCAUAAGAAAGGGUUAUGGUAGUCUAUUACUUUUUGCUUGUAUUUAUUUAUUCUUAUUUCCAGUGAUUUAUAUAUGAUAAUUUCUGAUGCUUUAUUAGGCAUGUCGACAGCUUUGGUUUGUUUUUCUUGCCCAUAUAUACACAUUUACAUAAUAUUCACUAACAAUCACAAUAAAGAAAAAGCGCGUUAUGGAAAUAUUUUUGCAAUUUUACGUUCAAGAAACUUAUGGCCUUAAGUUUGAAAGAAUUUAAAUAUAUGUAAAUAAUUUUGUAAAAUUAUCUUCAUCAUCAUACGUACAAACAGAUAGAUAUAUAUAUUUGUUUUUAAUAUAUAUACAAAUAUGUAUGUUUAUGUUUAAAAGUAAUAGCUAUGUUGUCUAUUUGGAUAAGCUGAUGUCAUACGUCCAAAUUAGUAAAUUUCUAUGGACAGGUUUUCAUAGGAGUUUACAUAUACGUACGUAAACGGACGUGUGAACUCAAGAAAACCGAAUUGCAAAAUAUGACAUGAGCUGCCAUAUCAUGUUUAUAUAUACACAGUAGAUAUUUUAGUUAAAUAAUGCAUAUUUUGAAAAUGUGCCUAGAAUAAAUAGUACACGGUACAAAAUAUAAAAAAAAAGGCAAGCUUAUGUAGAAACAAAUUUUUAAAAAGUAUGCAUUUUUACCGAUAUUUUUACGAAUUUUAAAUAAUGAUUUAAAUAUAUAAAUUAGACAAGUGCGUUUCGUUAAUAUAAAGUGGGGUGCAAUUUUUAAUAUGUUAAUAUAUAAACAACAUAAACAAAUCCACAAGGAAUAAAAUUAUACUUUUACAACCAUAGUAUUAGUUUCUUCAAAUUUCAUUAGUCAUUGUACAUUUUGUAUGAAGACCAAGGUUUAUUGUAUUACAAAGGUGUAUCAUUUAAAAUAGUAUUUCAUUUGUGAUGAAUGUAAAUUCGUAAAUACAACAAAA
Hylaeus volcanicus is the source of this 4771-nucleotide messenger RNA. RefSeq names its product E3 ubiquitin-protein ligase RNF19A-like. Gene Ontology annotation, biological process: protein polyubiquitination; positive regulation of proteasomal ubiquitin-dependent protein catabolic process; ubiquitin-dependent protein catabolic process. Gene Ontology annotation, cellular component: cytoplasm; ubiquitin ligase complex. Bases 408 to 2540 code for a protein of 710 amino acids. Gene Ontology annotation, molecular function: ubiquitin conjugating enzyme binding; ubiquitin protein ligase activity; zinc ion binding. The record is from RefSeq and is a predicted model, not a curated record. The transcript is spliced from 13 exons. Lineage: Eukaryota; Metazoa; Arthropoda; Insecta; Hymenoptera; Colletidae.